Cryptomeria japonica (Japanese cedar) is the source of this 3655-nucleotide messenger RNA. RefSeq names its product polygalacturonate 4-alpha-galacturonosyltransferase. The transcript is spliced from 10 exons. Gene Ontology annotation, molecular function: polygalacturonate 4-alpha-galacturonosyltransferase activity. The record is from RefSeq and is a predicted model, not a curated record. Bases 935 to 3073 code for a protein of 712 amino acids. Lineage: Eukaryota; Viridiplantae; Streptophyta; Pinopsida; Cupressales; Cupressaceae.
CGCAGCGUAUGGAAGUUCGAAAUUCGAGGGAAGGUACGAAACGAAUGACAAAAUAGAGAACAACUGACAAAGGUAAAAGCUAUCCUGGAAAAAAGAUGCAGAUGAAGAAAAUGAGGGUUAAGGGAUAAAUGUUUUCAAGAUUUGUAGGAUUGAACGGUCUGAACUCUGUGAUUACAUAGCAGAUCGAGACGAGCAUUUUGAGCUGUGAAACGCCCGAUUUAGCCAAGUUUUGACCCCUUUUUUGCAGAUUUUAGUAAGUAGAAAUGCUUGUUCCGAUGCUUAUGCGAUAGCUAUCUAUUUCCGCUCAUGACAAAUAUAGCAAGAAGCCGAUUCAGCCUCGGAAGGGAUUAUUAAAAAGGCAACGGUUAAAUGCCCUGGCUCUUUUGUUGUUUACUUUGUCUUCAGGAGAUUAACUGCUUAUAUCCGUGAUAUUUGGCACUUUUGUUAGCGGCGGUGUAUAUCAUUUAUUAAAUGCUUUGAUUGAAGAAUUAAAAGAGGUUAUCGCACGGUGUUUGAAAUUCUUUAAUGCCCGAUGUGUCGUCAAAACUAAAGACAAAGCUGUUUCUGAUAAAUAUGGUUAUAUUUUGGCCUCCGAUUUGAAUGCCCCGUAAAAAUACUGCAGAAAGGCUUUCCUGAAUUUUUUUUUGAAAGCAGAGGAGCAUUAAAUUCAGGGAUUGUGGUGGCAUCAGCAGUAAAUUUGGCUCUCUUUUAAAGAUUUUGCAUUCUUUGACAUGGCCAAGGGUAAACUUUAACAAAUUUGUGCAGAAAGCGGAUCUGGUUUUAACUACAUGGUUUUUGGGGCAUUCUGCUGUUUUUCUCGAUUUAUGAGGGGAUAAAUUUUUAUCUGCUGACGGACAUUCGAAGAAAAUAAACUGCUGAUGCAAUCAUUUAAUGGUUUUGUUUCACUUGACGCUUGUUAGGCGUUGGAGGUGCCAUGGCACUGAAAAAAGGUUCGUUCAUUCAUAACCGUGUUAGAAACAGCAAAAAUCGUGUACCUGUUGUAAGCUUACUAGUGAUCUCAGUUGUUGUGCCUCUGCUAUUCUUUGCAAGCUGGGGCGGCAAAUCCAAACCCAUCAGAGGUAACAAGAAUCUUCUUCAGAAACAGCUCCAGACAGGAGACUGGAGGAAGCUGACUGCCAUAGAAGAGAUAGAAGAUCUCUUUCCUGAGGAGGUGAUUGAGGUCAUUAAAGCACAUACACAUGAUGACUCUGGACCGUUGAACCUAAAUCGUGUUGGCCAAAAAGAUUUGUCUUCUUCAUGGGUGUGGGAGAAUCCAACUGAUAUAAUAAGCAACGGGGAGAAACAGUCCUAUCAGCAGAGACAAAGAACUGAUAAUGAUGAGCAAGAUACCAUCUCUGGACAAAGUGGUGUCUACUCUAAGAAGGAAGUGGAGCAAAAUUCAGAGGGUGUGAAACAGAACUCACUAGAGCAGGAAAAUUCACUGAAUGAUGAAUCAUUGGCUAAUGCUAUUGCUAACUAUUCAAUUGGAGACAAUCCAGCAAAGCUUCAACGCAGGAAACUACGACAGCAAAGAAGAGAGAAAAGAGUUGCUGAUCUCAUUCGUCAGGAUGAAGAAGAAACAAUUAACCUUGAAAACUCAGCUAUUACCAGAUCUAAAGCAGUGGAUUCAGCAUAUCUGGGAAAAUACAGCAUUUGGAGACGCGAGUAUGAGAAUGACAAUUUAGAUUCCACAAUUAAAUUGAUUAGAGAUCAAAUUCUAAUGGCUCGGGUAUAUGCAAGCAUUGCGCGGUCUAGGAAUAGCGUUGCUAUUUAUGAUGAGUUGAUGAAGCGGAGUAAGGAAAGCCGGCACGUACUGGGUGAAGCACGUUUAGAUUCAGAACUGCAUCACAGUGCACCUGAAAAAAUCAAGGGAAUGGGUCAGGUUUUGUCUAGAGCCAGAGAAAAAUUAUAUGAUUGUGCUACUGUAACCAAAAAGUUGCGAGCCAUGCUUCAGUCUGCAGAGCAACAAGUAAGAACAUUGAAAAAGCAGAGUACAUUCUUAAGUCAACUUGCAGCAAAAACUAUUCCAAAAGGUGUGAACUGUUUGUCAAUGCGAUUGACGAUUGACUACUACUUGCUUCCUCUUGAAGAACGAGACUUUCCAAACCAAGACAAGCUGGAAGACCCUAACCUUUAUCAUUAUGCACUAUUCUCUGACAAUGUGCUAGCUGUAUCUGUGGUAGUCAAUUCAACAAUACUGAAUGCAAAGGAGCCUGAAAAACAUGUAUUUCAUCUAGUCACAGAUAGAUUGAAUUUUGGGGCUAUUAAGAUGUGGUUUUUGAAUAAUCCUCCAGGCAAAGCUACAAUACAUGUUGAAAAUGUUGAUGAUUUCAAAUGGCUUAAUUCUUCUUAUUGUCCAGUUCUUAGGCAGCUUGAAUCUGCAGCAAUGAAAGAAUAUUACUUUAAGGCAGAAAACCCAACUACUCUUGCAGCAGGAUUUUCCAAUUUGAAGUACCGAAAUCCAAAAUACCUCUCUAUGCUUAACCAUCUUCGAUUCUAUUUACCACAAGUUUUUCCAAAGCUGGAUAAAAUCCUCUUCUUGGAUGAUGACAUUGUUGUGCAGAAGGAUUUGGCUCCACUCUGGUCUGUUGACCUGCAAGGAAAGGUAAAUGGGGCUGUUGAAACCUGUGGUGAGAGUUUCCAUCGCUAUGACAAAUAUUUGAAUUUUUCAAAUCCCCACAUAGCCCGGAACUUUGAUCCUAAUGCUUGUGGUUGGGCAUAUGGGAUGAAUCUCUUUGACCUAAAAGAAUGGAAGAAACGCGACAUAACUGGAAUAUACCACAAGUGGCAGGACAUGAAUGAAGACCGGGUGUUGUGGAAGCUUGGAACUCUGCCUCCUGGAUUGAUCACAUUUUACAACUUGACUCAUCCUCUGAAUAGCAAUUGGCACGUAUUAGGACUAGGGUACAAUCCUACUGUAGAGAUAUCUGACAUUGAAAAUGCAGCUGUUGUUCACUAUAAUGGAAACAUGAAGCCUUGGUUGGAGAUAGCAAUGAUCAAAUAUAGGCCUUACUGGACCAGAUACGUGAAGUAUGAUCAUCCUUAUUUACAACAGUGCAAUAUCAAUGAGUAGUUGAUUUUCCAUAUAGAUGCCACUAUAUAUCAAUUGGAGGUGGGGAGCAUUAUCUCUAUUCAUUUUAGUUUUGGCCAUGAUCUGUUCCAUUCAUGUGUCCAUGGAAUUUAAUGAUCAGUCGAAGGAUAUAUUAAAAAAAAAUCCAUUGUGAAGUCAAAUUUUCUUGGUUCUGCAAGGUCUUCACUAGCCUCUAAAGCUGCAUCAGAUUGGAAGGCCUUUGUGUAAAUCAUUUGAAGAUACAAAGUUAUCAACAUCUAGUUUGAGAGAGCAUUUUUUGAAGUUAAUUCUUUUCUGGAAUCCAUAGAAAAGUUGGUUCUGUAAUAACUAUUCUUUGAAUCUUUUCUAAUUGGGAAAAAUCUCCCAGAUUUCUUGAAAUGAGAGUUAGAGUGUAAUGUUUGUCAUGAGCAUGAAUAUGACGAGACACACUUAAAUUGUCCUAUAGCACAGAUUGCCUGAAAGCCAGCAGCAGUCUAUUCUUUUCUUUUAUUAUAGGUAAUGCGAAAAGAGUGCACCAUGCAAUAGAUUGGCAAUGUUCAUGAUAAAUAUCAAACUUGUAAAUGUUUAAAUCAAUAUUUUUUGUCA